CUAAAUUUAUACAUUCAUGAUCAAGUGUGUAUAUUAAUUGCAUUAUAAAGUUGAUUUGUUAUUGUUUGAUUUAAAUUAGUUAAAAAUCAAAACAAACCAAACUUAAAAUGGAUAUAAUAUUGAAAAUUGUAAUGUUGUUUCGAAUUAUUGUUUUUUUCUUCUUUUUAUGUUAAGUCAAUUAUUUGUCGAAGAAAUUGCUUCAAUUUUUGCGAUAAUAAAACCAAGGAUGAUCGCGCAAGGAAAAAGAGAUAUUUCCCGUGCAUCGUACGGAAACGUCUAGUUAUUUAUAAAAUACAUAUUUUUUAAAUUAAAUCAUUUUUAUUAUGUUAAAAUCUAAAAUAAUAAAUAGUUAAAUUACUAGAUAUCAACAACAACUUUUAAAAUAAAAUUAUUAUUAUCAUUUAAAAAAAUUAUACGAAUAAUUUUUCGUUUUGAAAAAAAAAAUUAAAAAUCAUUUUUUAAAUACAUAAACCCUAACCUAAUAUAGUUUUUAUUUAUUUAUUUUUUACACAUAUUUAAUUCUUUUUUUUAUUAAGUUCCAGACUCUCCCCUUUCUUCUGUUCAACCACCGUCCUACCGAACUCCCACCACCGCAGCUUCCGUUAUUCUCUUCUCGCUCCGCCGCUUCCUGAACAACUUCUCUCUAUAACUUCACCUGUAAUGGAACAAAUUGAAGCAAAAGAACAAGAUUUAGCUAAUUUCAAAAUUGGCUCUUUGCCAAAUUUAUUUUAUAUUCCUGACUUCCUCACUGAUGCUGAUCAAACCCUUCUUCUCAACAAUAUUUAUGGAGCUCCUUCAUCUAAGUGGAAGUUGUUGAAGAAUAGAAGGCUUCAGAAUUGGGGCGGCGUUGUCCAUGAGAAGGGCCUUCUACCUCAAGCUUUGCCUCCAUGGUUAACAAAUCUCACACAUAAAAUAUCUGAAGAAUUGGGACUUUUCCCAUCACCAAUCAAUCAUGUUCUCAUAAAUGAAUACCAACCUAACCAAGGCAUAAUGCCACACCAAGACGGACCUUCCUAUUUUCCAGUUGUAGCUAUUCUAUCAAUUGGAUCUCCUGUUGUCAUGGACUUCACUCCCCAUGCCAGCUUAAAACUUGAUUCACAAGUUAUUGACAAAGAAUCGGAUGGAGAAACUAUUGAGACCGUGAAAGAUAAGUGGCUUGACGAUCACCGUCCAUUCUCUGUUAUAUUGAUGCCUCGCAGUUUAUUAAUAUUCAAGGAUAAGGCAUACACCGAUUACUUGCAUGGUAUAAAAGAUUGUGAGGUACAUGGCUAUGAUGGGGCUGUAAAUGAAGCUGAAGCUUUGAAACACAAUGCAUCAUACAGACACCUUUCUGGCUCAGAGGAUAAGGAGGAAACAAUAGGAAAAGAAGAGUGUAAGAAUAUAUCAAGAACUUCAAAUAGAGUUUCAUUGACUUGCCGAUUGGUUCCAAAAGUUCACAAGAAUUUGUUUAGGUUUUGAAAUUGUAUAUAUUAAUAUUUCAUAUUCAUUCAAUAGAUAGUUCAACUGACAGAACAAAAUUUGUUCGAAUAAAAUACGAUUAAGUUGAUUUUUCACUUAA
Molecule: messenger RNA, 1558 nt
Organism: Vicia villosa (hairy vetch)
Lineage: Eukaryota; Viridiplantae; Streptophyta; Magnoliopsida; Fabales; Fabaceae
Product: alkylated DNA repair protein ALKBH6 homolog
Exons: 8
Coding region: 661-1458 (265 amino acids)
Source: RefSeq, a predicted model, not a curated record